AUGUCUGUGGCAACUCUUUCCUCGCCAAGUUAUGAUAUUCCUCAAUUACCAAUUGAUUUUUCGUUACGACUGGAACCGUGGUACCAUGGAAUGAUUACGAGAAUUCGAUCGGAGUCCCUUGUAACUUCAGAAGGUGACUUUCUGGUUCGUGAUAGUAUAUCUUCAAGAGGAGAUUAUGUAUUGACAGUUUUUUGGAAAGGUCGAGCAGUUCACUUUCAAAUUAAUAAAACACCAUCAGCUGCUAGCUCCACUUCAUUCUUAUUUCAAUUUGAAGAUGAGCAGUUUGAUACAAUCUCAGAUUUAAUAUUAUUUUACCAAAGUCAUCGCAAAUCAAUAACAAUAAAUAGCGGUUGUAUUAUUUCAAAUCCAGUUCCAAAUUCAAUUAUUAUUAAGCCUUGUGAACCUCAACGAGAAAUCGAGCAAAAUUACAUGAAAUUAUUUAAACCACAAGCUGGAAUUUCAACGAAAAAAGGAAUGGAUCGGUCGUUAAGUCAACAGGUUUUACUGAAUGAAGCGAGGAAGGCACAAUUCACUAAUUUUUCCAAUUCUGGUCUCAAAUCCAGCGAUUAUCAUCGAUUAAUCGCUAAAGGAUUACUAAAUCGACCAUUACCAAUUCCACAAAAAUCACCAAUCGAAGAACAAGAAGGACAAGAAGAUUAUUGUGAGAUGGAUUAUGAUGCUAUGGAAGGCACUUCGGAAGUAGUGGGCGAAGUACUGGAUGCAUCAAGUGAUGACCUUACUCAACGACCUCAACAUUUAUCACUGUUAUCAUUAAAUAGACUAAAGAAACACUCAUCUUGUCAUUUAUUAUCAAACGGCCUCUCUCAAUCAUGCCAUAAUAUUCAUGAACUACAAUGGCGAUUUCCUCGUACUGAUUCGGCACCAUCAUUGCCCAUUCGUAAAACAACAGCUCCGGUACGUGAUAGUGGCUGUAUUGCUGAUACAACAGAUUAUGAUUUACCAUUUGGCUCAACAAUAAUGACAAUUCAUCCGAGUCAAAUAGAUCCAAUCAAUUACCACGCAAUGUUUUUAGACGAAGAUUUUAGUCAUUCGACUGCUAAUGACCUCUUAUGCAAGUUCAAAUUUUUAUUAUUAAAUUCAACAGUCGAAAGAAGUUCGUAUCUAAUCCAUUACGAAGACUGCAAAUUACUUCGGCUUAUUUCAUUACAUAAGGUAGAUAAUCGGUUUGGUGGUCUUUCAUUAAUUUUAUUGCCUCAAGGAAAAAAUAUUCGCGAGGAUCUCAUUGAAAGAAAUCUCUCACUUCAUACUAUUUGUGUUUUAUCACUGAGGCACAUUGAUAUAUAUGAUAAGCACAACAUUGUUUUUAUGCGAUGGAUGGAAAUCGCUCGAUUUUUGCUCGAUCAUUUUGGCAAUAUUUUCUCAUUCUUUUGUAUAACAAAUGCUUUAAACUCGAUUGUGACCAAUUCAAAUUUUACAUCGAACAUCGAUGCAAAUAUUUUACAAAUUUUUAAAUAUAAACUUAUGCCAAUCGCUGAUAAAAUUCGUGAAACUGAUAUCGAAACAAGCGAAUCCGCUACCGUUGUCAUACCAUUUUUGCAGCCUCUUCUGGACUUAUUUUCCAACGUGCCAACUUCUAAUUUUCUUGGCGGUGGCUCGUUAUCCGCACAGAUUGAUAGUUUGUGGAAAUGGCUGGAUAUGGGUCGACAAUGGUCAAAGUUGGCUGUUCAUUAUGCAUAUCAUGCUAGGAAACAGUGCCGCGAAGAUAUCCAAAUAGCUGAAAAUUUCUUUUCUACUGAAUUUCUAUUGAUAUGUAUAUUUGCUGGAAAAGAUUGGAAAUCGUUAGCCGAGAAAAGACAUGAAAAUUUUUCUGAAUAUAUAAAUUUUUUAAAAAAUUUAUCAAUUGACGUAUAA
Dracunculus medinensis (Guinea worm) is the source of this 1872-nucleotide messenger RNA. The record is from the annotation of a GenBank genome assembly. NCBI's taxonomy places the organism in Eukaryota, Metazoa, Nematoda, Chromadorea, Rhabditida, Dracunculidae.